Molecule: messenger RNA, 333 nt
Organism: Prunus armeniaca (apricot)
Lineage: Eukaryota; Viridiplantae; Streptophyta; Magnoliopsida; Rosales; Rosaceae
Source: the annotation of a GenBank genome assembly
AUGAUUUUUUUCAUCAGAUUUUGGGGGGAAAGGUCUAGUUGGGUUCGAUUCCCAUCUCCCUCUUGUUGCUUAGGCAACUUAAACCCUCAACAUAGUGAGGUGUGGGGCGAAAGGCCUAACUCCACGACUGUCGAUAUACUGCUGGUGAGGACCGAGGGGCGUCAAAGGGAUAUCCAUAUGCCGUUGGAUACCGCCCUAGAGUACAGAGUCUCUAUCGACGUCAACAAAAGCCAAGUCAAAGGAAAGAGCGAUGCCCGCAUUAAAAAAAGGGAUUCGUCGCAGGUUAAAGAACCACAUCCAGACCCAGCCACAAAUCCCGAACUUUUUGGCUGA